Pelmatolapia mariae (spotted tilapia) is the source of this 10568-nucleotide messenger RNA. It is a transcript of the gene negr1, whose product is annotated as neuronal growth regulator 1. The coding region runs from base 1055 to 2134 and encodes 359 amino acids. Lineage: Eukaryota; Metazoa; Chordata; Actinopteri; Cichliformes; Cichlidae. The transcript has 8 exons. The record is from RefSeq and is a predicted model, not a curated record.
AUUUCAACAAUAUGUUAAGCCUCAUUUUUUAAAGUCAUUUUUAUGCACAUGUUCUCUGGAAUAGGCAUUCAAGGUGACUGCUUGAUUAAGUGCCUUCUGUUGCUACAACCAUAGUAAAUCCACAGAGGUUUUGCUCAUGCCAAGAAUUUAAGGAUAUUUCAGCGCACUAUGCCAAUAUGUCACCUCAUAGAAAUGUAUGUCAUUUCCAUGGUUAUGGCCAGACAAUCUGUAUUAUGUAGGCUAAGUCAAAAGGCUUAAAGCAGCAUAAUGGAUGGGGUUUACUGCUCUAAAACAAACUUUCCAAGUCCCCCUUGUCCUUAUGUGUAUGUGCUCUGUGUUUGUGCUAUGCUGGGGUUUUCCCUGCUUAAUGAAAAAGUCCCGUUAGUAGUGCAAACUCUUCAAGUCGGCAGUAAUUAUCUUUUCAAAGUAUAUUGUGGAUGACUUCUAGAAAAAAACAAACAAACAGUUUAAGUGCAUAAGCUAUGAUUUUAAGGACUCCCAUCUGGAGAUGUGUCUAUAACAGUAGCAGUUUGAAAGCUUUCCAGGAGUUUUCCUAUGGGAUCCACCUGCGUCACCGUCAGUAAGCUCCAUUUCCACCAAAUGCUCACUGUUCAUUUCCUUAUAGGGGGAGCUUCUCCAGUCGAUAUCUUUAAUUGCUCCUGGGUUGUAUCAAUACCUUCCGGUUUUGCUGCUCCAUCACGAGCCACUGGGAACGGGUUGCCCGGGAAACGGCCGCAUGGCAACAGGAUCAGAGCCUGGGGGUUGUCUGCUUCUAGGUCUGCUCCCAUUUUACAUCGCAUUUCCUCACUAGAUGGUGUGCAAGCCACUGGAGAGUACACUUCCCCGCACAGUGAGCUCUACAUCCAGCCAAACAAACCUGGGAAACUAUACAGCGGAUCGUUUAUUCGCGGGGCUCCGCAAAAGUGUGGAAAUAAAACGUCGUUCGCGUUAAGGUUCUCCGUUUUUUUUCUUUUGAAGCUAGCCCAGUUCGCUUUUCUUUUCUUUCUUAACAACAAGAAGACUUGGGAAAAGCGACAACAAAAACACAGCUGUGAUGGACAUAAUGACUGCGGUGCAGGAUGCUUGUGUCUCUGGUCAGUGGCUUACUGCGAUAAUUCUCAGCCUGUGCUGCUUUCUGCCGUCCUGCUUGCCCGCUGGACAAACUGUGGACUAUUCCUCGGUUGAAAGUGUGGUCAGCAGACAAGGCGACACGGCACUACUGAGGUGCUACCUGUUGGAUGGGAUCUCUAAAGGAGCCUGGCUGAACCGCUCAAGCAUCAUAUUCGCAGGGAAUGACAAGUGGUCUGUGGAUCCACGUGUGUCCAUAGUGUCCAGUGUUGGAGACAAACAUGAGUACAGCCUUCAGAUACAGAAAGUGGAUGUAACUGAUGAUGGCCUAUACACAUGCUCGAUUCAGAGUGAGCGUAACCCACGGCCAAAGCUCCUCAACCUUAUUGUAAAAGUUCCUCCCAAGAUAUAUGACAUUUCCCCUGACAUCACGGUAAACGAGGGCAGCAAUGUGUCUCUCAUCUGCACAGCCAGUGGGAAACCUGAGCCAACCAUUACCUGGAGACACAUAACCCCAUUAGCCAGGAAGUAUGACAGUGGCGAAAAUCUUAACAUCACUGGGAUCACAAAGGACCAGGCUGGAGACUACGAAUGCAGCGCUUUAAAUGACAUUGCCUCUCCCGACACCAAAAGAGUAAAAGUCACAGUCAACUUUGCCCCAUCUAUCCACGACAUAAAGAGCCAUGGAGUCGGUCUGGGACGCACAGCCCUGCUAAGAUGUGAGGCUGCUGCAGUGCCUUCUCCAACAUUUGAGUGGUACAAGGGUGAAAAAAGGAUUAUCAGGGGUCAGGGCAUCGACAUCAAGAGCCUCAGCUCCAGAUCAGUCCUCACAGUCACCAACAUGACAGAGGAUCGUUACGGGAACUACACGUGCGUCGCCUCCAACAAGCUAGGGACGGCUAAUGCCAGCGUGCCUCUCAAUCCAAUUAUUGAACCCACCACCACUAGUGCUGUCUCAAGCCCAGCGCCCAACACUGCACCCUAUGGGAGCACAGGAAGUGCGCACAUCCCGCUGGCCUGCCGGUACCUGGUCAUGGCUCUCUCCUCCUUCAUCAGCGUGUACUAGCAGAGGCCAGCCCAGACACAAUGACUGUCGAGAGCAUUUAUGAAUCCUUUUUGACAUUGCUGAUGGCUGGAAUCCAAUCUGGUACAGUUUGUUGAGCUGUGGUGGGAAAAUAAUCAGCGUUACUUUUUGUGUGGGGAAAUGGUUUUUUUUUCCUUUUUUUUAAUCUUAUUUUCUUAUUUGGUGAAAUUUCUGUCAUGUAAAUACUAUGAUGUUUUUUAUUAUUAUUAUUAUCAUUAUUAUUAUUAUUAUUUCCUCUUUAUUAUUUUUUUUCCUUUUCUGAUUGAUUGACCAGCUUGUGAAUCAGUGCUCAUCCCCAACCCCCACACCAAUCAACAGCCCCACCCUCCCCCACCCCUCGAACCUUUCAAAUGAGUUACUUUCAUGCAUCUUUUCCCUGCGAGGCGAUGGCGCAAAAUUGACAUCUUCACCCGUUUUUGUACACGACUAAAAAAGAAGCAAUUCCGCAAAGUCUCUCAGUACAAAGAAUUACCAUACCAAUGUUGUAUUGAAUGUAUUACCGGCUGUUGAACAAAGGAAAGACAUUUAGAUUCCUAACAAUACAAUUUUUGAUCAUGGAGUGCGCUAAAAAAAAAACACAGUUAAAAAACAACAAAAAACCAACAACAAAAUAAUAAAAAAAAAAAGGCAGGGCGUUUUCAAGACCUGUAUUAUCACGAUUACUCAAUAGAAUGAUGAACAGUGUUGAAGGUGUGUUUGUCGUAUCCUGAAAUGGGUCCUUCAGUUGCUAUGCCUGCCUAACCGCUUCAAUCAGGCAGCCGUCAAAAGUAGCAAAAUAUACUGUAUUGUAUCUUUAUAUUUUAAUAUAGCGUAGGCUUUUGUUUUAAAGUGGGACCAGCUUUUCUCAUUCGACCAAGAGCAUUAACACAAACCAUGACUUUGUACGCUAUGAAAGGAGGAACAUCGCCGCCCCAUGUUUACAUUUUUCUUGAAAAUAGAAAUAAAAAAGUAUAUUCUCUGUUUUUUUCCUUCUGUUUUGUCUUGCUUUUUUUUCUUCAGCGAGUCAGUGUAUGUGAAGAAUAUGACAAAUUGUUGCAGUUAGGAAAAAGGCGAGGCCCAAGUUGAGCUGCUUCUUUCUUUUUAGUUUGCGCUCCACCUCCAGUAGGCAUCAGGGCAGAGCACUUUGUCUCUGAAUUCGCUGCGUACCUACUGAUCAUCUUUGGCUGAAAACCCACAGCUCCAUACUGUAGGAUCGGUUUUUUCGCCCCCAACUUUGGGUAUGAAACUUGGAUAAUGGAGUCUGGGAAAGCACCGUUCUGCUGCACUGCAUUUUAUUACUCUCCUUUCCAGUGCAGAGAAUUAAAUGCAGAAAUACGCCCCGCUCUCUUUUUUUUCCCUUCAAAUAAAGAGUCAAAGCCAUAUUUGGCUAAGUGCAUAAUCUACAAAAAACCUACAAUAAUUGCACCUUUUGCAACUUUAACUUUUUUUCAUGUUAUUCAUGAUGAAGAGAAGAUGCUCAUUACCAAACAAACAUGGCCUAAGGUGCUACCAGCCCUCUCCAAGAUGAUCAAGGUUAACAAAGAGAUGAUCAGUGUGCAUCGGAGGUCAUUUAAAUUCAGCCUAACAGCAGAAACUGUAACUUUUCAAGGCUUAAAAUCAGUGUUUGCUUUUAGACAAGGCUGUCAGCGUGGCAUAUUCAUCCUCACGUAUCCUUAAUUCAUGGUUGAAACAGAGAAACUGUACUGUGAUGCCUUAAUAGUACCAUAGACAUUAAAUUACCCUCUUUUUGAAAGGACGCUUGGAGAGAAUCUCAAUAUGACACAACUUGUUUGUCAUUUUGACAUAUUAUUGAUGACUGAAUGUUCAUGAACCAUUAGCUGACUUAUCUGUUAAAUUAGGCAUUAUAUUCAGUCAAAUCCAACCGAUGGCUCCUGCAGGUAUUUUCAAAUAAGUCAGUUGUACAAAUGCAGUAUUUCCGGUCCAAAUAACGCGUUCGGAUUUGGACCGAACAGUGGAGGGACUAACAGCAUUCAAGUUCAGAGUAUUUUAAGACAGCAAACUUGCAACUGCAAAUCUAUAGAAAAAUAGCCAUCGCAGUUAAAAGACUUAAAGCACAAACAUUAUUAUUUGAACGUUUUGUGGUGAUUUGUUUUGAGGUCUGCUGAGCUUUUCUGUUGUUUCCUUUUCCGUUUCUUUCUUUUAUUGUUUGUACUAAAGUUGUUAUCAGCUUGUUUUACAAAUUAUAAAAAUACUGCACCAUAUGAUCUUGUUUAAAUGUUAAGGUAUAAUGAAAAUGGGUCAGACGUAUAUUUAUUCUCUUCCUUUAUGAAAACAAUGUAAAAAAAUACAUUUGAAACAUGUAAAACUGAAUAUGUGACAUUUAUUUGAAUGAGGCACAGUAUGGCAUAGUUUAUAAUGUUGUCUGGUUCAUUUAGAUGCCAUAACUGUUGUUGAUUUAAGUACAUUAAAAGAACAAUGUUUGCAAUCAAAUUACCUACUUUUUGAAAGAGAGAGGGUGUGAACCAAUAUAACAGUAUUAUAGAACAGAGUCAAUGUGUGUAUAUUUGGAGAAAAUAUGAUACCUUUUGAUCUUUAGAGCCAGUGUGUAGUCAUAGUUUCACACACUUGCGUGUUUGACGAUGUGCAGAGAGUAUGGUUGUGCUGCAUGUCAAAGUUAACCUGUGUUUUUGAGGUGGGCAUUUUACAGAUAUUCAUACUUUUUAUGACUGGAAGCAGUUUUUUCCAAACGUUUGGUUCAUAAACCUGGUCUAAAAAGACAUACCUCUUACAGAUUGCCAGGCUAUGUUUGUUUGUGAUUUCUUUCGAUCGACUUUGCUGAUAAACUAAAAACAACUGCUGUUCAGAGUCAUGAUGAUUAUUGUGGCACAUUGGUGACAGUCUGGAGUUAUGUUGGUUGCUUGUUAAGCAGUUAAAACCAUGCUAGUAUUCCAUAUGAAAUGUAAUGGAUGUUGAUUAUUUUCAAUAAUGGUAUUAACAAGUCCCUUUUAUCAAAUCAAUAUUAUUUGCAAUAAAAGUCUUCAUGUUACAAGAUAAAGCAACAUCUGACUUAAUGAGCGCUCAAGAGGAGUUUUUCAUUGUUACUUCAUGAUGUUUUGAGAGUAAAGGUAGCUGAGACAGCAUCCUCACAGCGUACGCCGGCCCGUCGCUACAACCUCACUGCACGUCAUUUCCCCCCAUGAAGCAGAUUUUUUCUUAAAGCGUUCGGCAAAACUACAAAAUGAGCUUAAAUGCUAAGUUGUAAACAUUCGCCAAAAGCUCGUGUGGGUUGCACCAGUUUGUAAAUUUGCUAUGUUUGCAUUUAAAGUCUUUCAUAGUAACAGACAUAAACUUGUCAAUAAAAACCGGCAUAGCCUUUGUUUUCCAAUAGCAUAGAAGUCUGUGGCAAAAUGACCCAACUUCUCACUUGUUUUAUGACCACAGUAAACUCGUCAGGUUAUGGUCUCUGUCACUAGUUCUUCUUUGAUGUAUCGUGACUUUUAUUUUAUAAAGUAUGGUCCCAUUUAUAGUAAACUAGAUGGUUAAGCAAUUCGUGUUCGGUAACUACGGUUUUGCAGUGUUAUUGGGUUUGCAGUCAGAGCCACUCUUCGCCAAUCAGGUUUCUAAACACCAACCUGGCCACAGCUAAAAUGACCAAGCAGUGGGUGUACAUCUUUUAUUUACAGUUUCCAGCGUGAUGUCACCCAUCAGUCUGUGAAGUCCCGAAUCGAGUGUUUUCGCCCUCUUGGCUGCAAAAAAAGAAAACGUGAUGAGGAAGGGCAGGUCUGGCUGUGAAACCUUAUGCUUAUUAGCUAAUAACUUGUGAUUGACAGCUUGUUAGCCAGUUUCAGACCACACCUCCAUUUUGACACAUAGUAUGAGAUAUAAGAUUUACAUCACAAAUGUAAUUUUUUAUUCUUUAUAUUCCGCAACGAGUGACUGAGCCCAUAAACUCAGCAAAAAAGUGUUUACAGAGGUCAAAACAGAAAGCCGUUUUCCUGUAGAUGUCUAUUGGACCAGAUGUCUUUUUGCUACCACAGCCAUCGCCAUCUGGUGGCCUUCAGAUAGAAUGCAGGUUUAAGGAACUUCUGCACUGGUUUCAUUUUUCCAACACAGAUGCUAUGUCCAUGGUUUAUACCAUCCAUGGUUUCACUGCAUCCUAAAUAUUGUUUUCUCUUUAAUAUCUUAUUUUAGUUUUUUUUAUGUACGCAUUUUCGGAUUGGGAUGGGUCUGGAUCAGGUGGUAUGGCGGGUCACCUAUCACUCAGAAGGUCAGUGGUUGGAUCCCUGACUCCUCAAGUCCAUGUGCCAAAGUAUCCUUGGGCAAGAUACUGAACUUCAAGUUGCCCCCAAUGCAUCUGUCAGAGUGUGAGUGUGGUUGUGAAUGUUAAAAAGCACAGGGGCACAUAGAAAAGCACUGUAUGAAUGUGUAUGUGUGGCUGGAGUAGGAAGCUCUUUCAGUGCACAACCAAGUAGAAAGGUGUUAUUUAAGUACCCGUUAAUUUACAAUAUGUUCACAUUGUAUGUAGUUCUUCAACUUAAGAACUAGCUUUCAUGAUAUUGCCCAUUCUAGCUAAAAAUUGGACUUCAAGCAGUUGGUGCACCCAAAUAUGUGCUCUCAAAUGAGUGAAGACUGAUAAAACACAGUAUAAUGUGUUUUAAGUGCACAUAAUCCAGCUCAAUAGCAGUUUCUCAUGUGAUGCUAUGAUACAACCACUAGUCCCAAGGAAAUAAUCAUUGUUCCCCAACUGGUUGGCAAGUGAUUCUUGGGAGUUAUUUGCUGUCGCUAGGUGAAAUUGGUGGAAAGAUUGUGCUGCACCAGAUAAAAAUCUCCUUAACUACCAACUACAGCUGACUAGCUGAUUGGCAGUAAAACUUGAAAAAGUGCAACAUAAACUGAACAGAAAAAGCUAAGCUUCACUGCUGCAGCCAGCAGUGACAGGUCUGUGUGACGCUGGCUUUAGCAGUCAGUUUCCCAGCAACUGCCAUCAACAACUCUCCAACCAACUGGGAAAUACUCAUUUUUUUUCCUCACAACCAGUGGUCCUCAUUCGCUUGAGGCUACAAUGUUACCAUGAUUAUCACACACCCAAAAUAGCAAGGAAGCUAAUGCCAGGUGGUUAACAAUCAUGUGUCAGUUAAAGCUAAUUUCUCUGUAGCUCGAUAGCUAGCAAGUGACACUAAAACAGUCAAUCUUCCCCAAAAUGCUUUAAAAAUCACACAUAUUUAAAUCACUUAAAUCUGUCUUGAUAAGUCAAAACAGAGUAGAUGUUUGUUCUGUCACUCUGUGAAACUGUAGCUAACAUCAGCUAACGUUACAUUAGCCAUUGCUAAUGUUUAGAUUUGUAUGCACCUCACCCCUAGCUUCCAUUAUCUGUCUGUUAAUGCAAGUUAGUUUAAUAUUAUUCUGUUUGUACAUCUUGUCAUUUAGUGUAUUUCUUCCCUUCUAAAAGAGACCUGCUGGAUCCGCCCUGGCGUAAACAGGUUGUGGUUGAGCAAGGUUUUUUUUUUUAAGUUUCAGCUCAAAUUAACAAUCAUUGUAUCAAUCAUUGCAAAUGUGCAGCAUCAUGCAUAUUUGAUCCCCUCCCUUCCUGCCUCAAUCACUGUACAAAGCCUCCUGAGCACAGAUCGCCAGACUCCACAGCACGCAGGAUUAGCCACCUUUUGCGCUGCAUCAUCAUCAUCACUGACUGGCAUGCAUCGCUCAGUAUACGUGAUCUGGAGACAUCAGCGGACAUAAGUCACCGCUCAUUCCAUUCGAUAUGCACCUGUGCUACUUUAUACCUUUUUGGAAAUAGCACGGAGCUUUCUAGUAUUGUAUGACCCGAAUACACUCUUUACUAAAACAUCCACGGUGUGACCUACCUCUUAAAAGUUCAGAUGAAAAAGUCGUGCUGAUGUACAAGCUGAAAAGAGGCCAUGCCACCCACCUGCAGAGAUCACUGCCUCACCUCACGCUCCCAGCUGACAGCGGAGGCAAAAAAAUCUCUCCACUUUUUAAAUUUAAGAUAAGAGGAUUUUAAAUAUUCAUGCUAGCGCGUAUUAUUAUGGCCCCGCAAUCCCUAUCCUGAAUUUUUAAAUUUCCCCAUUUGAGAGCAUCCUCUUCCUCUCACCGCGAUGUAUCAGAAAUGCACUGCUCUCUGUGAAUGCACUUAUUAUGAGCUCGAGUUUGUUGCAUUGUGAGACAACAGCUGUUGAAAGUGAGUCUCUGAGGGGGGACGAGUACUGUACUGAAUGUGCCUUCAAAGUAUGCUAUUAAUCAGCUGAAAGCUAUAACCCAGCCCUUAUUUAGAGCAUUACUGCCAUGACAAAUGUCAUAUUUCUUUACACUGGCUGUUUUAUAACACCAGCCAAUCAUUCCACUUUAACAAAGACGCAACCAAUGACCACUCACACUUAUAACUGAGAUCCUCUGUAUUUGUACCCCUUGACAGUACUCACCCAUAUAAUGUACAACACAAAAAACAAUGAGUCCAACAUGGUUUGAAAUGUCACGAUAAUCACAAUAAUUCUGAUUAGCGAAUAGUUCGGUGUUGUCGUGUGUUUAUCUUCCAGGGUCUGGAUAUCAUGGCGUCAAACUGCACACAGAUUGUUUUUACAGCUAGUUAAAGGCACGUUUUUAAAUCUUCCCUCCUUUUUUGACAUACUGUGCCUGACUCUAUUGUAACUUUCCUGAUGCUUUAAAAACAGCGAGGAGGAUUUUGUGGAUCAUGUGCGACUGUGGAUGUGAGACUUGGGAAACAUCGUGACUCAGACUGCUGUGACACUCUGAGACAGCGCGUUACUGCCGAGUGCAUACACUGUACAUGUCACCGGUAAGAGCAGGGAGGAGAGGCAAUAGAUUGUAAGUGGCAUGUAUGGUCUUAAAUGACAAAUGUGGGGGGAAAAUACCUGACAAUGAGUUAGUUUGCGUUGAUACAGCUCCUCAACCUAUCAGUGCAUGUUAUGACAUUAAGAUGAGUAUUUGCAGUCCUGCAAAUUCAUCCAUAUAUAUAUAUAUAUAUAUAGGUGGAUGCUGUGGAGUGUGGAAGUGAUUAGGAUGGUGUCAAAGUGGUUUUUUAGACUCUUCGCAAAGACAUCUGUGGACAGCGCGAACAGAGAGGAGAGUCUGGAGGACUUGUGAGAGACAGGGGUUCCUCCUGACCUCGCGGUUAAUGAAACCCUUCCUGUGCCUUUGUCAGUCUUAACUGGGAGAUUGUGUCAUACUACAUGCUGGGGCUGCUGCUUGGCUCCUGCAGUCUCCAUCCCAUUUCCCUGAGCAGCAUACUGAGUUGUCAGUAUCAAAAAAACCUCUGUUUCCUGAAUGCAUUCAGUUUGGUAGAUAUGUUUGUUGCACAGCAGGCAAAUGCUAUCCCUCCUGUCAAAACCAGGCAGAAAGGGGGGGGGGGGGGCUUGAAUAUCUUUCUCUAUAACCAGCCUCUGAGUAAGUUUGAGUCUAUUCUAAAGGGAAAAGGGAACAAUAGUCAUCUUUUUGUCAAAAUAGGCCUGUUUCGUUUCUCUCAAACAUUUCAAUAUCUGCUCAAACUGAGUAAUUUCUGACUGAUGGGACUCCUUUAAAAUCCCUCUGAAAUGUGGCAGGUGCCAGUGUAGUGGAGGGACAUGCUAUUUUAAAUAGAGGGUGCAUCAAGUAUUUGUCAACCUGUCCCUCAUUAUUUCCAGUGAACUGGAAAAUAAGUUGCCAGCCAAUGAUGCAGAGCCUGAGAUAAUGCCUAGGUUUUAAAGCAAGCUAUCUGAACCAGGUCUCUCCACGACGCCUAUGACUGAAUCACACACCGCAAAGUGUUUUCUCAUGAAGCUCCCGGGCAAUUGUCAUUUUUCAAGAAGAGUUGAAAGGAUUGCUAUAGAGAAAAUGUCAUUAUUUGACUGACAGUAAAUGUAAUCCCUUUUUAUUUGUUUUCACGCUUCAAAAGGCAGAUUACGCGUAGUUUUAUACACUGAAUGACACAGCAAAUCAGUCCCUUGUAGCGCCGGUGCAUCAUGUGUCUCCAGUGUUGUAUUGGUUUAAAUGGUACGGGGUGCAGCAUUUACACUGUUUGUCUCUGUAAAUUAAAAAUGUUUACUCAUGCCAUUGUUUUGAUUUCAUUUCAUUAUAAAAAAAUUGGAGGAUAUUGUAAGUUUUCUGUAUGUAUUUUAAUUUUAUUAUUAUUAUUAUUUAAAUCUUCAUGCUGAAAAAUCAUUUGAUGAGAAAUCUCGAAUGGAAAUGUUUACGUAAAUGUGUAUGAAGGUCCUUUAGCCACCAGGGGUAUAGUUGUACAUUUAUAGGGUCUAGAUCACUGGAAUUAUAUAUAUAUAUGGCUUUAAUUGGCAUUGAUAUAUCUAUAUAUAAUAUAUAUAUAUAUAUAAAUAUAUAUUGAUAUUUGUCCAGAAAUAAGAAACUCAUGUACUUCAGUUACUUUAAAGCUUACAUUGUGUAUAGCACGUAUGCAAGUCCCUUUUCAUCAUGUUUGAUGUAAUUUUGUAGCAGUGGUUUGAUACUAAUA